UUCCCCAGCUACUGUCUCUUCGUGCUUCUUCUUCCUCCAGUUCGCGAAGGAGGAGGAGAGGAUUCGCGAAGCACGAGCGAAGUAAUCGAAGAGAAGUUAGAGGGAAGAGAGAUCGAAGAUGCAUGCGGAGGCCGGGCUUCAGCUGCCUCUGGGCUUCUCGGACGGCUUCUUCCAUGACUACAGUAGCGGGCACAGCUCCUACCUGCCGUUCUCCGAUGAGGGCUUUCUCUCCCCCCGAUUCUGCGUCGGCGUCGAGGAUGGUUCGCGCAACAUGGCCAAUAUGGUACAGGCUCCCUCUGUUUUGGAAUAUGAUAUGGGAGGAGAAGGAGAUCUUUUCAACGCUCCAGAACCUAUCUUGGAAGAUCCUGCACUCGAUCCUAUGGUUAAUGCCAUGUCCGUUAUAUCAGGUGGACAUGUCAUCACAGAAACCAUCAAGGCUGCAGAUAUAGAGUCAACCCAAAAUGAUCAUCUGAGUGACAUUUUCAAUGAAUGCAAGAAGGACCUUAUGGAGAAAUCAGAUACUGAAGAGACAAUUUCUGAUCUCCUAGAAGUGAAGAUUCUUUUAGCUGAAAUGGUUGAGGUUCCCCCACCUUCCAAAAAAAUUAAUUGUGCAGAAGGAACAAUUCUUGAUAAGUCGCAGAUUGAAGAGACAAUUUCUGAACUCCUAGAAGUGAAGAUUCCUGCAUUCGAAACAGUUGAAGUUCCACCUCCAGAAAAAGCUAAUUGUGAAGAAAUAUUAAUUCAUAAAAGUGCAAGUUCUGAUUGUUUAAGCUCAUUAGAAUGGAUUCCUAGUUCAACUAGGAGACCAGAGUUCCUUGAUUUCCAAGGAUUGGAUUUUGAAGCUGCACUUGGUUUGAAGAGAGCAUGCAGUGAAGGAGAUAUAGAGAAUCUUGGCAGUAAAAGUGCCAACUCAAGAAAUACAACCACUGCAUGCUCUUCAUUUGAGCAACUCCUUUCCAUCGAUAAGACAGAACAGCGACUACAAAAACUUUCCAGAUACAGGGAGAAGAAGAGUAAGAGAAACUUUGCCAGACAAAUAAAGGUUGCAACUGCGAAUUUUAAAAGGAAUAGAGCCUAAGAAAAUAUUCCACUAUAAUUCAAUUCCUUGAACACUCGAAGAUUCAAGCCUCUAGAAAAUACAGGAAGAAAGUAGCAUUCUAUUCUUCCUAGUUGAUACAGUGAUAAAGAUGGGUCCUCUAAAAAAGUGGGUCAAAGACGGGAGGAUCAAUUGACAUGGAGGUCGAAGUCACAUGGUCGAUCGAACCCGGAAUUAAUGACUAGGCAGGGUUGGCCAAGCGGGCCUUGCAACGUCAGUCGGAUGUUAAGGGCCGAUCGGGCCACUCGAAUAGCUGUCCUUCGCAACUCGCAGAUAGAAUUUGGAGCUAAGUACUAAUUUACUCGGUACACCAUCCUAGCCGAUCAGACCUAAAGUUCGAUCGGGCACAAGGCCGAUCAGACACAAUGUACCUUUCUGACAACAUGAGGGUUGAAUGAAGAACAAGUCAAUGGAUGCAUUCUGGAAAGCCGAGCUGGCAAGCUCUCGGUCGAGUGACCACCGAUUGGCCUAUAACGGAGCCUAGAUACCUGUCAUAUUGUACUCUUUUAGAAGUUUGUGCUAGAAAGGACAAAGAAUAUUUCGUUGGCAAAUCGUCCUUUAGAAGCUUCCAGCUUGUCAAGUCAACGAUUUGGUGGCUCGUUUAAGGAAAAGUGUUAGAGGCACUUUAUGGUCUGUCCUUUCUUAAGAAAGCUUUGGGAAACGUGUCAAUGCUUUAAGAUGCAUGCAUAAUGCAACAAUGAUACUAUAAAAGGGUCUUCAUCUGCAGGCAAAGGUAUGCGAUGCUUCUUAUUUGCACACGCUAUCUGCUACAGUUCAUAAUUACUACUUUCUUCUCCAAAAUCGAGCACUGACUUGAGUGUUGGAGGACCAAUGCAAGGAACCCCUUCCUUGGCCCAACACUAAUGCUCCCUGUGUUGUAGGACACUGCAAAGUCUUUAUCGAGUUAGCAAUAGAGCCACGUCACAGCUCACCGCCUUUAUUGAUUUUGGACAGAAUCAUAUUUCCCCUAUUCUCCGAUCAGACGCCCUCCCUAUCCAAGCCACCGUUCGGUGCCAUCGCGUCCACCCAUUUCUUAUCUGCUACUUGUGCCAGCUGGCCUGAUGGGCCCUUUUUCCACCAUUUGUUCCACUCCAAUGUCCAAAUCCAUGGUCAAUGCUCACUCGGACCCAAGGAGUUGCUUAGGCUAUUUCUCCAAGUCCUCCUUCAAUUGGGUAGCCUCUAUAGUUAAGCGUUCGAUCAAGGACUUGAAGUGCUUGCAUCCUCGACCGAGGUUUGCGCCUGCUUGAGCUCAUGGUCUAACUAGGCUAGCCUUUAGCAAAGAGUCAAGCCGUCCACCCAAAAUUGGUACACAAAGAAAUUAAUUAAAGCCGAGCUGAGUGGAAAAUAUAAUUAUUUAAAAUGUUAUACGAACUUACUUACCCCCAUGGAAUUUUGGCUAAAUCGAUUGGCCAACUCAUCAAGGGGAAUGGUCGCCACCUUGGCUCUGGCUUCCACUCAGGUAUGGGCUAAGGGACCCUGAAUCCUUAUCUUAUGCUCAGGGGCACGUGGCUCCUCUAGUUUAGGGUAGCACCACUCAUCGGUUGGCAAUCUUAGGAUGUCCAUUACAUGCUUGUGCGAAGUGUAGCCAAUUGGCUCUAAGCUAGCCUUGCCCAUGUAUUUGGAUAUUGGAGUGGAGUGAAUGGUGGAAAAGGGGUCGGCUGGCACAGAUAGCAGAUAAGAAAUGGGUUGAACGAUAAUGGCAUCUGGUCGGAGGAUGGGGGAGUUGGUCCGCCCGUUGCUCUCUCAGGAGCGGCAAAAGUGGAGCUUUCGCCCCGUUCAGAUGCUGGUCACUGCAUGAAUGUGACAACAGAAGUUUGGGGGACAGAAGUUGUGAGCGGGCAGCAGCUUUCGUUCGAAGUCUGUUACGGCGUUGACGCUGAACCAAGGGCUCAACGAAAGUCAUGGACUCCAAAGGCACUGCUACAGGCACCAAAGAAGGCCGCUCGAGAGGUAGCUCCCCAGUAUUUGUAGCAGCAUCACUCCUCGCUACUCUACUCGCUUCUUCUUCACCAGUCGGUGCUUUUGAGGUUCCGACCGGCAAUAGCUCAUAGCUCUCCAGCUCAGUAACUCCAUGAGCUUCCAUCUCUUCAUCAGUUAACUUAGUGGAGCCACUGUGUAACGUCCUAAACAUCAUUUUUGCUAUAAAAAAAGAGAAAAAAAUCAGCUAGAUCAAAAAAUAAGGGAAGAAAAGGCUACUCAUCAAAAGUGCAGGGUAAUAGGGCGUGGACGAGACUCAGCCCGAACAUAUACAAAACACUCUCCAGCAGCAACUUGUGUCUGUGAUAUUUCAUGCCGAUUAGUUGUGCCGCGGCUUGGAUGUAGGUCGACUCCCAUCGAUAUUUUCCUAGCUUAGAGGAAUUGGGUAUUUGCAUUUGCCACCCUCUCGAGAAGGCAGCCCGGCUGGGAAGUUGGACAUAGAAGUAAUGAGACUUUUGACACUUGUUGGAGGAGGACAUCUUAUCAAAAUACACGGCGCCGACCCAGGCUUGGAGGAAGAAGAUGCCCUGUUCAGAUUGUUUAGGGUAAUAAAAAUAAUAAAAAAUGUGAGGAUUAAGGGAAAUCCUAUAAAGAUGGAACAAUACUGCUACUCCACACAGUAACCUAAAAGAGUUAGGUACUAGUUGCUGUAAUGGAAUAUGAAAGUAUCUACAAAUUUUCGUUAAAAAAGGAUGGAUUGGGAAACGGAGGUCGGCGUAAAGCUGGUCCUUGAAAAAAGUCAGAAGGGCUUUAGGAGGGGUGUGGGGGCAAUCGUAGGCAGAUGGAAUGGUAAGCGUAUGAUCAUAAGGAAUGUGGUAAGUCAUUUUCAUUUAAUCUACUUCAUCACCAUUAAUAUCUGACGACGUGGAGGUGCACCACAGUUCGAGGAUAACAAGAGGAGGAGGAGAGUGUGUCAUGUAAAGAAAGAUGAAGAUCAAAGAUCGAAAGGAGAAAAAAAAGAGAGAACUUACUGGGUGAGAACUACUGGCUAUGUGAGACAGAGAGCAAAGGAGCAGAUGAAAACGAAGACAAGGGCAACAUAGUGUGAGGAGAAACGAAGGCCUUAAAAAUCAUGUCGUCGGUUAUUUAGAGUUGUCCGAUCAAGGGUUUAGUAAAACAAAACUUGAUCUAUGCCGUCAAAAUUCAAAAAAUAGCAUUCACAUUGAAUCCCAACAGUUGCAUGUCACAUCGAACAUUUGGAGGCAUGAAAGUAUUACAUAUGGCAGUCAAUCACAUGUGACAUUAAUGAGGAAUGGAAACAAUCAGCAGACGUAUAAUGAAAAAACAUGUUCGACAUAUUUUGCAUUAAUGGCAAAGGAUUUGAGUAAUUUUUAAGAAAUCAGGAUAACAUUAGUAGCAAUAAAAGACACUAUGAGUAUAGGAAACCGCUCAAGAAAAAAAAAAAUCAAAAAAGAGAUAAUGAAUAGCUAAGUGUCUCUAACAUUCGAUCCAAUCGAUGUCAACCUCGGAGUUUCCCAAUUGGGCAGAAAUGAGUUUCCUUAGGAUUGUAAGUAAGGGCAGUAAUCAUUCGAGCUGAGCGACGACCCAGAUGGCAAAAUGCCCGGUUGGAAAUAAGAGUUACAAAAAAUACUAAGUGUCAAAUCAGUUGGACUUCCAGCGUCCUUCGACUAGACUUAAGGGAAAGUCUUGUGAUACAAUGAUAAAGA
Molecule: messenger RNA, 4740 nt
Organism: Zingiber officinale
Lineage: Eukaryota; Viridiplantae; Streptophyta; Magnoliopsida; Zingiberales; Zingiberaceae
Exons: 5
Coding region: 119-1078 (319 amino acids)
Biological process (GO): regulation of flower development
Cellular component (GO): nucleus
Molecular function (GO): protein binding
Source: RefSeq, a predicted model, not a curated record